Heterostelium album PN500 is the source of this 1509-nucleotide messenger RNA. RefSeq lists its product as uncharacterized. The coding region runs from base 1 to 1509 and encodes 502 amino acids. The record is from RefSeq and is a predicted model, not a curated record. The transcript has 8 exons. NCBI's taxonomy places the organism in Eukaryota, Evosea, Eumycetozoa, Acytosteliales, Acytosteliaceae.
AUGGACAUAAAUAACAAUAAUAAUAAUAAUCAAUACUACACUACACCAUAUGAUAUUGCUCUAUUUAAGUUUAUAUCAGAUAAGAGAGACAUCAUUGCCGUUGAGUUCUUUAUAGAUGGAUGGACUGCAGGAAAUCAUUCAUCAAUCAACAGUGUUUAUAUGAGCAUUCUAAACCUAGAUACUAGAAUUGACAAGUUUUUUGUAAAACACAGAGUCCUAAUUAGUCUUGUUCCUUCUACUGUUAGCAUUCAAUCGGCCAUGAUGAAGAUAUUAAAAAUAUUUAGAGACUAUGAAAAAAAAAGUUAUCAAUUUCUUAAAAGAGAUAUCUUUUUUAGACUGGUUAGAAUUGUGGGAGAUACGCCAAUGAUCCACAAGUUGAUGUGUAUCACUAGCUUUAACAGUAAUUUGCCAUGUCGCUUUUGUUUAAUACCUUUAGAAUCAUGCCAAUGUCUGAAUCCACACCAUAUUAAAAGAUCUUGGGGAGAUAUGGUAUCACAAUUCUAUCAAUAUUCUAGUAUCACGGAUCAAUUCGAAAAACAAAAGAAAGAGAAAACACUUUUAUGUGAUCUUGGAAUGAAAGUUAAUGAACCUUGGCUAUUAAAACAAGAGAUUGGAUAUCUAUUGAAAACACCAACAGCAAAGAGGAAUAUGAAUUCUAUUAAGUUAAGACUCCAGAAAAUGAAUUCUUCAUUGAACUUGGAUAGCCAUGAAUCUUAUGUUGGUAGAGAGGUGAUGGAAUUGGCCCACUUUUUACUAUAUAUUGUUGACGGUUAUGUUGAGCAAGAUAAUUUUAAUUGUAUGAAACAUCAUAUUAAAUACUAUUUCAUCUUAUUGAAAAGAAAUAUUUCAUCUUAUGAUUUGUCAAUUCUUAAAUCUCAAAUUGAUAUACAUCAUAAAUUAUUCAUUAAACUAUAUCAAAAUCAGUUUAAUCACUCAAUAAAUUUUCACCUAUCGUACCAUUGGAGUGAUAUAAUAGAAUUACAUGGGGCACCAAUUUACUAUUCAAGCAAUGAUUAUGAAUCAAAGAAUGGACCUACCCGUGAGUUUAAAAUUCGUUGUACCAACAACCACUCUUUGGAAAGAAUUCACAGAGCCGACCUCUUUACCUCAAAAGAAUAUCUAAAAAACUUUCAAGUGGAUAAUCUUGAUAAUAAAAACGAAUCAUUUAGUCUUGGAAAUAGGUGUAAUAACAAUAGUAAUAUCCAGACAAAUGAAACUCAGUACACUUCAAUCAAAUGCCAGAAUGAAAAAUAUUUUUGUGGUGAAACAAUAUCAGUAAUUGGUGUAGUUACUAUGGGAAAAAGAAAGAAAAGAGAUACAGAACAGAUUUGGUAUUGCGACAUACUUGCAAUUUUUGAAGAAACACUCUUAAUUAGAUGGUUUGAAUUAGAUCCUAACAGUGAUUAUAUUUAUGGUGACUUUGAGAGAAUCAAACACAGUCAAAUUAAUGAAAAAGCAAGAAAAACUUACCUCUCUUCCACCCCCAGUUUUAAUUUUUAUGAAUAUUAA